AUGCUGGGGGGGGCGUCUUCUGAUGCUGGACUAGGGUCUGAGGCUGGGGGAAUGUCUGAUGCUAGACUAGGGUCUGAUGCUGGGGGAGGGCCUGUUGCUGGGCGAGUGUCUGAUGUUGUAGUAUGGUCUGAUGCUGGGGGAGGGCCUGAUGCUGGGGAGGAAUGUCUGAUGCUGUGGGCCAGUCUGAUGAUGGUGGGCAGCCUGCACCCAGAUGUACACAGAGUUGUGAUUGUAAAUCUCCAUGAGAAAAAAAAAAAUCUCUAUGAGAAAUCUUUUUUUCAUACGUUCCUGACCACCUUUGUAUGUUCUUUCUUUCUGAAGCAUAAUUGCUGUGCAAUAUCGGUUUGA
This is a messenger RNA of Rangifer tarandus platyrhynchus (Svalbard reindeer), 348 nucleotides long. The record is from the annotation of a GenBank genome assembly. Lineage: Eukaryota; Metazoa; Chordata; Mammalia; Artiodactyla; Cervidae.